AUGACGCAGAAAGGUAUAGGAGUGUCAAACCUUCCAAAUGUAAAAUACCGAAGCUUCUGCAAAGCAGGAAUAGACUUCAACAUGAUGAUCGUCGGCUCAAACGGCCUUGGAAAGUCGUCCUUCGUCAACCAGAUGCUUGGAGACUCCGUUCUAUCCACAGAUCCUUUUCUGAAGGAUGACGAUGUUCAUCAGGGCAGUGACUCUACAAAAGCACUUGACGAGGAUGAGGAGCACGGAGACAAGUAUUUGCACAGAAACUCUCUUAUCAAUGUCCAGAUAUCCAAGUUCUUUGUCAUCGAGAAGGACUUCCAGACAAGAAUUACUAUAGCAGAGGUAGAUGGGGUGGGCGACAAUGUCUGUAACGAGGAAUGCUGGGUCCCGAUUGUUGAUCUGAUCCAGGACAAUUUCAGGGAUUAUUUAGAGCAGGAGAGAAGGAAUGUCAGGCACCUGAUAAAGGAUAAGAGGUUCCAUGUGUGCCUUUACUUCCUGGAGCCCAAUCCGUCGCAUGUAAAGCUGGUGGACAUAAAAACAAUGAAGGAGAUAUCGAAGAUGUGCAACCUGAUCCCGGUUGUUGGGAAGAGCGAUCUUUUGAGUGACCUUGAGAGACAGGAGUGCAGCAACAGAAUUGCAGAGGUUCUGUCCAGGGAAAAUAUCGAUGUCUUCCAUUUGAACAUACCCGACAAGCAGAGGAUUGGAAAGUCCGAGUAUCCCUUUUUCGUCAUUGCAAAAAACAUAGUUCCCGAAGAUAGCAACAGGCAGAGCAGGGAAUACCCGUGGGGGACAAUGGUCCUCGAGAAAGUGGGAUGCAACGACUUUUAUCUUUUGGUCGAUUCUCUAAUAGCAAAGAAUCUUAUAAAGCUUGUCGAGGCGACAGAGGUAUUCUAUGAUGACUACAAGACUAAGGAGAUUGGCCGAUCCAUAGCAAACAAGUCUGGAGCCCUUGGAGAAGAUGACAAGAGGCUAACAAGGGAAAUCCAGAGGAAGAUCAAAGAAGAUGAAAAGACUAUUUCCGAGAUAAGGCAAAGGCUGAUAGAGAAAAGAAAAUACUAUGAAUCGAAACUACUCGAGAUGUCUGCAAAUCAUGAAGGCGAAAAAUAA
Molecule: messenger RNA, 1098 nt
Organism: Encephalitozoon hellem ATCC 50504
Lineage: Eukaryota; Fungi; Microsporidia; Unikaryonidae
Product: septin
Exons: 1
Coding region: 1-1098 (365 amino acids)
Biological process (GO): cytoskeleton-dependent cytokinesis
Cellular component (GO): microtubule cytoskeleton; septin complex; cell division site
Molecular function (GO): molecular adaptor activity; GTP binding; GTPase activity
Source: RefSeq, a predicted model, not a curated record